Vidua chalybeata is the source of this 3853-nucleotide messenger RNA. RefSeq names its product zinc finger protein 362 (gene ZNF362). Gene Ontology annotation, molecular function: DNA-binding transcription repressor activity, RNA polymerase II-specific. Lineage: Eukaryota; Metazoa; Chordata; Aves; Passeriformes; Viduidae. The record is from RefSeq and is a predicted model, not a curated record. The coding region runs from base 1417 to 2928 and encodes 503 amino acids. The transcript is spliced from 9 exons. Gene Ontology annotation, biological process: negative regulation of transcription by RNA polymerase II.
AACACCUCAAAACCCCCCGAAACCCCGCUCACCCCGGGGGCGAGCGGGAAAAGAGGGACCUUCACACACUCCCCCCUCCCUCCCUCCCGCGCUGCUUUUUAUUAAUUUUUCAUCUAAAUCAAUAUUUUUUAAAAAUUUCCCUCCUUUUUUCCCCCUCACCCCCCUUCCCCCUCCCCUCAGCCCUGCAGAACAUGGCGUCCCCGUCCUAGCGUUUUAAAAAUAAGCCGGGGCUGCCAUUUUUGUUUGCCUUUUGUCUGCGAAUUUUAAUAAAAACGUCUGAGAAUGUGGGAGAGGCGGCGGAUGGAGGGGGGGGUGGGGGGAGCACCCAGCCGGGCCACCCCCCCUUCCCCAAACCCCCCCUUCCACCCCCAUCCCCCGGCCUUUUUGUCUGGCAAACCUCCCCCCCCCCCGCAAAUCCCCUCCCAGGUUGAGGAUUUCAACUUCACUUAACCAAACUUCGCCUUUUUCCACCUCUUUUUUUUUCAUUAUUAUCAUUAUUCCACCAACCCCCCUCCAAGCAGGAAGAAGAAGGAAAGAGAGAGAAAAAAGGGGGGAAAAGCGGGGGGGGGUGGACAUCGAGGAAAAUACCCAUUUACCAGGAUUUUCCCUUUUUCUUUCCCUCUGGAUGGUCUAAUGGAAAAGUUAAUUGCAGCCAAACGUACCUAUUUUUGUGGAUGUUGCAUGUUUGGGGGGGGGUUGCUUUUUUAAUGCAUUCUUGGCUUUUUUUCUGACUUUUUUUGCUUACAGGAGGUGGCAGAAGCAGCGCAGGGGCUGAAUAUUAUCAUUACCAUCAUCAUAAUCACCAUUAUUAUAAUUUUCACCAUUUUAAUUCCUUUUCUCCUUCCUCUUUUCCUCCUUUUCUUCGCUGUUUUCUGCAUUAACUGGUUUUGUCUAGAAAAGUGGUCUCGCUGGCUGGAAGGUCUAAUGGAGGGGGGAGAUAUUUUUUUCAUGGCGUUUUUGGCAGGAAUGCGGCAGCUUUAGCGAGGAACCCAAAUUUCUGUGGCUGUGUCCCAGAGGUCUGUCUGUCCCUCUCCAACAUAUAUUUAGCCAUAUACUAUUUAUACAUCCAUAAUCUCCCGGCCACGUCGGGGGGCCUGGGGGUGGGGGGAGCUUAGAGCCGGCAUGGCCACAGUGAUGGAUUUGAACCCAGGAAUGAUGAAUUUGAUGAUUUUGAUUUCUUUUUCUCCCCUCAAGGUUGGAGGAUGCUCCUUGUUGGGUUAUUUUCCCUCCCCAAGCCUGCGGUCCUUCGGAUAGCAGCCGGGCUUUUUAACCUGGGGAGGAUGGAGCAGGUGAAAGCGGCUUCGAGCCCGAGGCCUUUGAGAUUAUAAAGUGAUAUUUUAGCAGAGAGGUAAAAAAGUUUUUUAAGUCCCUCACGGCGUGCGAUUUGCCGAGAGGCAGAGGGUCCAGGGCCAGGGGAUGGAUUUCACCCCCAAUUUUCCAGCCAGCUCCCCAUCCCUCAGCUUUCCCAACAGCUUGGGGAUGAGCGGGGCUAUAAAAAAAAACCCACUAUUUUUUAUUUUUGUUUUUGUUUUUUUUUUGGUUUUUUUUUUGUUUUGUUUUUAUUUUCCUCUUUUUUUUUUUGUUGUUUUCUCUCUAUUUUCAGGCAAAACCCCACGUUCCCACGGGUCGGAAAAACGCCCCACGUGCAGCACCCGGUCUCAGCUAGAGCUGGAGAUGGACGCGGAUAAGGGGAAGCAACGCCAGUACUCGCAGAGGAUGGCGGAGCCUCGCUUCAACAACCCCUACUUCUGGCCGCCCCCCCCCACCAUGCCCAGCCAGCUGGACAACCUGGUCCUGAUCAACAAAAUCAAGGAGCAGUUGAUGGCGGAGAAGAUCCGCCCUCCGCACCUGCCUCCCACCUCGGUGGCCUCGCAGCAGCCCCUUCUGGUGCCCCCCUCGCCUGCCGAGAGCAGCCAGUCCAUCAUGUCCCUGCCGAAGCUGCAGCAGGUGCCGGGGCUGCACCCCCAGGCCGUGCCCCAGCCUGACGUGGCCCUGCACGCCCGGCCGGCCACCAGCACCGUCACAGGGUUGGGGCUGGCAUCCCGUGCACCGGCCGUCAGCACCUCGGAAUCCAGCCCGGGAACAGGGACCACCACCCCCUCGACCCCCACCUCCACCAGUCAGAGCCGCCUCAUCGCCUCCUCGCCCACCCUAAUCUCAGGAAUCACCAGCCCCCCCCUCCUCGACUCCAUCAAGACAAUCCAGGGCCACGGCUUGCUGGGAGCGCCCAAGGCUGAGCGGGGCCGGAAAAAGAUCAAGGCGGAGAACCCUUCAGGACCGCCGGUGCUGGUGGUGCCCUACCCCAUCCUGGCCUCAGGGGAGACGGCCAAAGAGGGGAAGACAUACAGGUGUAAGGUCUGCCCCUUGACGUUCUUCACCAAGUCGGAGAUGCAGAUCCACUCCAAGUCGCACACAGAGGCCAAGCCCCACAAGUGCCCCCACUGCUCCAAGUCCUUCGCCAAUGCCUCCUACCUGGCCCAGCACCUGCGCAUCCACCUGGGCGUCAAACCCUACCACUGCUCCUACUGUGAGAAGUCCUUCCGCCAGCUCUCCCACCUCCAGCAGCACACCCGAAUCCACACCGGCGACAGACCCUACAAGUGCCCGCACCCCGGCUGCGAGAAGGCCUUCACCCAGCUCUCCAACCUCCAGUCCCACCAGCGCCAGCACAACAAGGAUAAGCCCUACAAGUGCCCCAACUGCUACCGGGCGUACACGGACUCGGCCUCGCUGCAGAUCCACCUGUCUGCGCACGCCAUCAAGCACGCCAAGGCCUAUUGCUGCAGCAUGUGCGGCCGUGCCUACACCUCGGAGACCUAUCUGAUGAAGCACAUGUCCAAACACACGGUGGUGGAGCACCUGGUCAGCCAGCACUCGCCGCAGCGGACGGAGUCACCCGGCAUUCCCGUACGGAUCUCCCUCAUCUAAGCGGGGAGGGGACAGGACCCCCCCAGCACGAGGAGGAGGAAGAGGAGAAGGAGGAAGAGGAGGAGGAGGAGGAGGAGGACGAGACCCCCAGCGCCGCGGGCCGCGCCCGGGCCGUGCUCCUGCCCGGCUCCUGCAGGUUUGGUGACAUCCAAAGACGGUUUCAGAGCACUUUGAAUCUCUGCGGUUUGGUUUCUUUGGGGGGGCAGUGGGGUUGGGGGUGUCCCCCCUGCCAGGCCCUGCCCCCCCUUUUUGGAUACAAAUAUAUAUAUAUAUAUUUAUUGGCCAAGAACUUGGUGCUGCUAAAGACCAGAAAUUCACCCCAAAAAUGAACCGUGGAUGGAGCAAAAAGCAGCUGGGGGAGGGGGAAAGUCCCACUACCCACCCCCCCCCCCACAGACUCUGGGCCCAAGCGCCUCCAUUUGGGGUUGAUUUUUAACCAUUUUGGGGGUCUUUUGUGUUCUCUUGGGGUCCCUUUCGAGGGCGAAGCCGCAGGCAGAGCUGCGUCCCCCGGUGAUGGCCCCCCCAUUCCUCAGCCCCAGUUUUGGGGGGUUCGGGGGUCCCCCUGCUUUGCCUUGUGCCUGCCUGUACAUACCCCCUGUAUAGAGCCGGGGGGCACUGCCCCCAAACUCAUCUAUAUUCUGUACUUUUUGGUUCAUUUUGGAUAUUAACUGUGUUAUUUUUUAUACACUUUUUAAGCCUUAACUCAGCGUUUCUUUGGGGUUUUUUGUUGGGUUUUUUUUUCAGGGUGUUUUAUUUACCUUUUAUUAAUUUUUAAGUCCUCUGUUAUUUUUUACCCCCCUUAUUAUUUUUACCCCUGCCCCCUUAUUUUUUACCCUCCCAUUAUUUCUCCCCUCAAUGUUGUACGAUAUCAAUAUUGUAACCUUUUUUGUCAGCAUGUUAAUACUGUGUAAAUAUGCCUCUUAUA